AUGUUUAAAAAUCAUGAUUUCGAGGGAAAGGUAGUGUUAAUCACGGGCUCGAGUUCGGGCAUCGGAGCCGAAGCUGUCGUAGAAUUUGCUAAACGCGGCGCUCGAGUGGUGAUCACCGGACGUAAUGGUCAGGCGUUGGCAGCGGUAGCCGAACAGUGUCACAAUGUAUCGCCUAAGGGGUCGACACCUUUACAGGUGGUGGCGGACAUCAGUAAACCUAAUGACUGCAAACGACUCAUUGAAACCACGGUCGAGGCGUUUGGAAAGUUAGAUAUAUUGGUCAAUAACGCCGGCAGUGGGGGCAUGACAUCCAUAAACAACGCUAAUAUUAUUCAGAAAUAUGAGUAUUUUAUGGACACAAACCUAAGGUCAGCCCUAUAUUUGUCUCACUUAUCGGUCGACCAUUUGGCUAAGACUAGGGGUAAUAUAAUUAACAUAUCGUCUCUCGUGGCCACUCGACCCGUAGCAAAGUCGCCAAUGUACGCCGUAUCUAAAAGGGCCAUGGAUAUGUUAACUAAGUGUAUGGCAUUAGAGUUAGCACCCAUGGGUAUCCGUGUAAACAUAAUUAGCCCGGGUGUUGUGCGAUCUAAUUUUGGCCUGGCUGCUGGUUUAUCGCGGGAACAGUAUGAGGCUAUUCAACAAAAAUCGAUCCAAUCGAUACCAUUGAGACGGGUGGGGGAACCGAUUGAUAUCGCAAACGCCAUACUAUUUAUGGCGUCAGACGAGUGUACAUACCUUACGGCCAGUAGGUUGGCAUCCGAUGGCGGCGGGCAUUGAUUAAUCAAUUUUGAUUCAGGUUUCUACUA
Molecule: messenger RNA, 806 nt
Organism: Oppiella nova
Lineage: Eukaryota; Metazoa; Arthropoda; Arachnida; Sarcoptiformes; Oppiidae
Source: the annotation of a GenBank genome assembly